UGCACCUGCAAAUACUGUAAGAAAGACAGAGACAAAGGUUGCGAAAACCCACAUAAAUGCACUAUAACAGCAAAAGAAAUCCUGAACAAAAUAACCCCAAAAUUCAACACUAAAACAAAACCCAAAAAAGACAGACUAUCACUCACGCAUAGCAGAAAGAAAAAGAACCAACAAGCCCACAAAAGGAGAAGAGGAGAGAUCAUCUUCGACUCCACCACCAGAUCCACACUAACAGACUGCUUCAGAAUUUUCACCGACCCCUCCAAAAAAUCCAAAAGACCAGCUCACCACCUACAGAACCCAACGAGAGGCCUAAACAUACUGGAAGAUAAAAUGACCAUAUACACAGACGGAUCUUGCAUAAACAACAGGAAAUACAAUGCAAAAUCUGGCAGCAGAAUAUGGAUAUCAACAGAUGACAAAUGA
Messenger RNA from Suillus subaureus, 426 nucleotides. RefSeq lists its product as uncharacterized. Lineage: Eukaryota; Fungi; Basidiomycota; Agaricomycetes; Boletales; Suillaceae. The record is from RefSeq and is a predicted model, not a curated record. The transcript has a single exon. The annotation marks the transcript as partial.